CCUGCUCGCAGCUCAACAUCCAGCGCAUAGACCCGCUGGUGACGCCCGGAGCCGUGCCGUCGCCGCAUCUGCACCAGAUCGUGGGCGGGAACGCGCUGGCGCCCAGCAUGGACCCGUCGCUGAACAUGUCGGCGGAGGCGACGUGCACGACGUGCACCUUCACCGAGGACUUCUCCAACUACUGGACAGCCGUGCUUUUCUUCCGGCAUCGCAACGGCUCGUUCCACCGGGUGCCGCUGAUGGAGAACCUGGGGCUCGAAGGGCAGCGCGGCGGCAUGACGGUGUACUACACGGCGCCGUACGACAAGAAGACCAGGGUCACGGCCUUCAGGCCCGGGUUCCGCAUGCUCGUCGGCGACCCCAUGUACCGGCGGCCCAGCCCCGACGCGGACGAGUUCAAGAGCAUCGCCUUCCGCUGCUUCACUACGCCGUGGGGGCCCGCCCCGGCCAACUCGGAGAUUGGUGGCGUCUACGACACGCGCGCCUUCCCCGCCGUGCCCUGCCCCUACGGCCUGCGCAUCAACAACUUCUUCCCCACGUGCUGGGACGGCGUCAACGUCGACAGCCCCGACCACAAGAGCCACGUCGCGUACCCGGCCACGGGCACCUUUGAGACGGAGGGCGCGUGUCCGCCGAGCCACCCCGUGCGGCUGCCGCAGAUCCUGUACGAGACCAUCUGGAACACGUCGGCGUUCAACGACGUGUCGACGUGGCCGGCCGACGGCAGCCAGCCGUUCGUCUUCAGCACGGGCGACGAGACGGGCUACGGCUGGCACGGCGACUACCUAUUUGGCUGGAAGGGCGACGCGCUGCAGCGCGCCAUGGACGAGUAUUGCGGUGUUGACUGCCCCGGGCUGGCCAAGCAGAGCAUCAAGCAGGCGAACCAGUGCACCAAGGCCCCCGUCGUCGCCGAGCAGAUCGACGGCUGGCUCCCUACGCUGCCCGGCAACCCGCCGCUCUCUCGGUAGUGUGGCAGUUGGGUCGGCAGACUGGCAGCAUCGGUGACGGUGUUUUUAGCUACUGAAUCGUUCAAGUAGUCUGAUGGACACGGCUGGAGCAACGAGACAC
Molecule: messenger RNA, 1068 nt
Organism: Lasiosphaeria miniovina
Lineage: Eukaryota; Fungi; Ascomycota; Sordariomycetes; Sordariales; Lasiosphaeriaceae
Exons: 2
Coding region: 108-968 (286 amino acids)
Source: RefSeq, a predicted model, not a curated record